ACUUACCCGUUCGCCCCAAAUAAAAUCCCAAACCAAACUUUCCAUUCCCACCAUAGUAUGGCCUCCGCCGCCGUCGAUUCCCCCGCCACCAUCGCAGACGGUGGCUCUCUCAAAUUGGAUUCAAUACCCAUUGUGGAUAUCCGGCUUCUCUCUCAAUCGGAACUUUAUUCGCUCUCCCUCUGCUCUUCCUCCGCCUUCAACCCCCGCCGUUGCGAUGACGUCGUCAUCCCCAAGAUUGAUCGCUCCGUCUUCAACGAGUCAGCGGGCUCCCGAAAACAGACUUACUCCCGUCUCCGUCUGGCUCCUCCCUCCUCAUCCUCCACAGCCACUUCUCGCCGCCGAACCCCCCAUCUCCGUCCCACCGCUACCACAUUUGCCAGUAUUAACAGUAAUAAUGCGGACCCAGAAAACGCUGAGAAUUCCCAGAUUGUUUCACUUCUCAAGCAAUUAUUUGUAACGGACUUGAAUCCUGACGAGUUGGUCCCAGUUAAAAUAGAUUACUCACAUUCUCUACCUCCUCAACAGUUGUCAUCGCUGCCCCCUACCUCCCUGUCCAAUGUGGUUGCUACAGGCUACAAAAGGAAGCGUGGCCGUCCUCGUAGGAAUGAACUCUUAGGAAAUGAAGUGGAGUCGGUCUUGGGUGUUAGCGUUGUUGAUAUCAAUGAUGAUGCGGAUGGAUUUUCUUCUCUGAAUGAAAUUGUUGUGCAUGAGAAUGUGGAGGAUAGGGAUAGAGAAGUCUUGAACAGGGAUGGAGUGGCUGUGGAUUUGGUAGCAUUGGGAGCGGUAGAGCAUCCUUACCGAGAGGAGAUUAGGCGCAGGACCGAAGGGUUGCAGACUGAGGAGGAGUUGUUAGGAUUCUUGAGAGGCCUGAAUGGGCAGUGGGGAAGUAGGAGGAAGAAGAAGAGGAUUGUGGAUGCUAAUGAGUUAGGGACGGUGCUGCCGAUUGGUUGGAAGCUUUUACUCUGUGUCAAGAAGAAGAAUGGUCAGGUGUGGUUGGACUGCCGUCGAUACAUAAGCCCCAGUGGACUGUAUUUUGUGUCAUGCAAGGGAGUUUCUUCAUAUUUGCUCUCUCUUCAUGGUGUCCACCAUACAAAUUCAUACAGCUCUGCCCGGCAUAAUGAGAUAAUUGACGAUGCCGAUAAGUUGACUACCUUCACUGUUGCAGAUCUUGCCGUUCAGGUUGAUGACAGAAAGGAAAACUUAGUUUCGCAUACAUCAUUGCCUACUUUUGGUUCCACAUCUGGUAAUCAUGAAAUGCAAGUAAUAAUAAAGGCCAGGGAUUUGCCAGAGGCGAGUGCACAAGACACUUUCCAUUGCAAUAAGUGCAAUAUAACUUUCAAUGAGAAAGAUGAAUUAUUGCAACACCAAUCAUCUCUGCACCGAAGAAAUAGAUACAAAAAUGGUAUGCGCCUUACCGACGGGGUGAUAAUUAAAGAUGGAAAGUAUGAAUGCCAGUUCUGUCAUAAGACAUUUAGUGAGAGGCAUCGGUACAAUGGUCAUAUUGGUGCCCACGUGAGAUACCAAGCUAACAUUGCUGGAGAAUCAUUAGGUGGUCUUGUGGGAGAGUCUGUUGAUCCCAGUUCUUUUGGAUUUUCUGUGCGAGACACUAUGACGGUAAGAUCAUUAGGAUCCGACAAUGUCAUGGAUAUUUGUAAUGCUACUGCAAAUAAUGGGCUGAAUAUCUGCUCACCACGCGAUGAAGAUAAUGAUCAUGAUGGAGAUCUAAAGGAAGGUAAAGAGAACAUGAUGGUUGCUGAAGCUACUGAUAUAGUUGUUGAAACAAAUCCAUGUUCAGUUGCUGAGGGUAAUGACAACAUGAUAGUUGCUGAAGCUACUGAUGUAGUUGCUGAAACAAGUCCAUGUUCAGUUACUGAGGGUCUCUUGUCUGACAAUAGGAACAAAAGUUUCAAUGAUGAUGCAUAUGCAGAUGGUUGUGUAGUUGAAAAAAUUGAUGCUGGUGCCAGUUUGCAAGGAAAGCUGUUGGGGAAUCGUUCACCUUUGCCUCUGGACGAUGCAACACGUGGUGUGACAAAUGUUGGUGAACUUCAGGAUUCAGCUUCAAUGGAGAAGCCUGAGCAAAGUAUGAUAUGCAGAAGUAGCUUGUUGGAUUCAAAUAAUCAUAUGGAAGAAUGUGAUGUUGUCAAUAAUGAGCAUAUCUCUCCAACAAACAAUGAGCUCAAACCGGAUUCGGAGAAUUUUACAGUUAACGGAUCUAUAUUCAACUUUUUUGGAACUUAUGGUGACCAGGAGAAAGAUUUAGCUGCCAAUUUAAUGCAGCAGAAUAAAUUCAAUCACUUGCCUUGUAAGAAUAUUGGUAACACUGAUAACACAUCAACCUCUAGAUCAAUGGUCUCCAAGCUUGACAAAGUACCUGACAUCAGAAUGCUGCCUACAUCUCAGGAUGAUGAAGUAUUUGAUCAAGCCAGUAUUCCUUGCUCGGUACGUAAAUUCAAAGUUGACGAAACAGGUAGCGUUGGUACCUCUGAGAAAGUUGGUUCCAAAGCGGGCAGUGAUUCUGUCAGUAGGCAUGACAAAGUGCAAUUUGGAAUCAGUUCAGUAAUUCCAUCUUGUGCUGAGCAAGAAAAUGCAUCCAAAAGGUAUGACACUGAGUCGUUCGCUUGUCAGUUGAAGGAGCCUGCGGUGCAGAACUCUUCUAAAAGCAGGUUGAUUACUUUAUCUGGUCAUGAAAGCAUGUAUGGUUCUCAAAACAAUGAUGAUGGAGUUUGCAGAAGAAAGAUUUUGCUGCCUGGAUUUGGCGAUUUCCGAAAUUUUGGGAAUGGUGAAUCAAGUGAUCCUUUCAGCAGUCGUCAUGCUCUAAUAAAUUCCAAUUCCGUUGCAGGAACUGAGCAGGAUAGGAAACUUGGAGUUUGUUCUGGUUUUGCACCUGCAACUGAUAAACAGUUUUUUACAGAAGAUAAUAUGAUUAGGAUAUUCAAUGGUGCCUUGGAGGAGAACAAAGAGGAGCCAUCUGCAAGUGUGUUACCUAAGCAAUCUGAUGUUAUGGAAAUCUCUGUUGAGGCAUCUACUUUCUACGCUACCCCUGCUAAUCGCUCUGAAGUCAAUGAAAUUGAUAACAGCAGAAAACAUGAGCUAAGCCUUUCUUUUGGUAAUUUUCAGGUGGAACAGUGUGCAGAUUCUAACACCAUCGAACAACAUAGUUAUCAGCCAGAUAAUUUUAACAUUCAAUCUAUUGUCCAUAAAACAUAUGGUGAUCAAAUACCUUCAAGUACAAUAAAUAGUCAUAUACCUGGUGAUAUGAAACAAAGAAGACCCUCUGGCAUUAGUUUCCCUGAUCCAUCCUUCCACAUCCAGACGCAUGAACUUGGCAGUCGGUUUAAUGAAGCUCGCCCUGGGUGGGAGUGGAAUAGGCCCAGAGGAGAGGACAUAGGAACUUCUGGCCAAAACUUUAUGGUUGGUUUAGCGAACAGCAGCUCACAAUCUGCUGGGGGUGUGACAGCUGAUGCCUCCUGGAGAACCGGUCAUGGCAAUGUGUUUCAAGGUUGUUUUGAUGCUGCUUCAGGCCACCAGAUUUCAUCACCAAGCUUUUUUGGCACUUUUGCCUUGACAUCAGAUAAGGGUGAAGAAGGUUCAUUUGGUGUGAACAAAAACUAUGACACUCGCGCUGACGUGGUGAGACCAGGUAGAGCUGAACCCGUGGAAUACAGUUUUAUGGGCGACCAAAGUUCAAAUUCCUUGGCCGCUGAAUCCAAGAUUUUCUCGUACACCCCAAAUAUGGAUCAAGGAUUAGGUUCCACAUUUUGGCUGGGAAAAGAUGCAUUAACACCAAAUACUGCUCAUAGCAAUGAGGUUGCAUCUGUUUGCGUUUGGUGCAGAAACAUGUUCUUUCAUGAACCUACUCAACUUGGGACACAAACAGGUGCAAUAGGCACUAUUUGCCCAUCCUGCAGUUCAAGAAUUCCAGCCCCGUUCAAUGUACUCUAGAGUUCCUUAUCCUCCUUUAAAUGUCUACUUCCUCGGGGAAAAUGUUCUUUUUCUUGUUUACCUUUGACAUUUCUUUUGUUCAUUACAACUAUGAUCUGAGACAAUGGGUAGCUUUUUGCAGGUUGUAGUGAUUAUUCACCUUAAAGAAAGAACAAAUUUUAGGCAGCUUUGAAA
Molecule: messenger RNA, 4116 nt
Organism: Sesamum indicum (sesame)
Lineage: Eukaryota; Viridiplantae; Streptophyta; Magnoliopsida; Lamiales; Pedaliaceae
Molecular function (GO): DNA binding
Source: RefSeq, a predicted model, not a curated record